Messenger RNA from Notolabrus celidotus (New Zealand spotty), 5151 nucleotides. It is a transcript of the gene tmem170b, whose product is annotated as transmembrane protein 170B. Gene Ontology annotation, biological process: negative regulation of canonical Wnt signaling pathway. Gene Ontology annotation, cellular component: plasma membrane. The coding region runs from base 349 to 813 and encodes 154 amino acids. The transcript is spliced from 3 exons. The record is from RefSeq and is a predicted model, not a curated record. Lineage: Eukaryota; Metazoa; Chordata; Actinopteri; Labriformes; Labridae.
AUUCAUGAAGCGACGUCAGUGUCCCGGAGAUGUGUCAACGUAAACUGUAAGCCCCCACCCCCCUCCCUCACUGAACAGGCGACUGGCCCUUUAAGGGUUAUGUAGCCGGGCUAGCCGAUGUAGGACGAGCCGACCGUGCGUCUGCCUGCCUGCCUGCGCUCCCGCUGCCAUCCUCAUCAUGGCCUCCACACAGCCGCCACCGACGCCACCACCGAGGAUGAACCGACCAGCCAGCGGCCCUUCCCUUCCCGCAGCGGAGACGGACGUCAAGCCGAAACAGAGGCACCGGUAGAGGCGAGCCGCGCCGGGGAGAGCCGCCUCACAUCCCAUGCCACCCCGGUCUCCUCCAUGCCUUCGUCUAAAGCCAAGUACAGCUAUUCGAUAAAGAGGGGUGCGAACCCGGGCGGCGGCGGCAGAAACAUGACAACGAACAGGGAUUAUUCUGUUAAUCUGUCGGUGCAGCAAGUGCUGAGCCUUUGGGUGCAAGGCACGACGCUGCAGCACUUCACAGAGAUGUGGUACUGGGUGUUCCUGUGGUGUCUCUUCUCCUCGCUCUUCGUCCACGGGGCGGUGGGGCUGCUCAUGUUGGUCAUGCUGCAGCGCCACAAGUGGGGCCGCCUCAUCACCCUGGUGCUGGUCAGCGUGGGUUUCCUGGCCUCGCUGUCCGGAGGCGUCAUCACCAGCGCGGCUGUGGCGGGGGUGUACCGCGUGGCAGGGAAGGACAUGGCACCGCUGGAGGCUCUGGUGUUCGGCGUCGGUCAGACCACCCUCUCCGUCAUCAUCUCCUUCUCAAGAAUCCUGGCCACACUGUGAAGAAGAACCGCUCGUCGAGAUAAAGGACAGACGCCGAGAUGAAAGAGCGGGAAGAAGAAUCGAGCCAAUCAGAGACUUUUAGAUGCUCAAAAGUGGCCGAGCUUGUGGAAGGAGAGGAGGCAGAUAUGGCUCUCUGGACCUUUUGGAUGCAGCAGAGAGAAAAAGAGAGCGCCACCCAGUGUUUCUGCUCGGUUACUGCCACAAUCACACUGCAUUUCAGAGGAAACUCAAUGCAGUACUGCUUGUCAGAGAAGGCGCCGUGCUCAGCUUCUGAACUUGAAAGCCAUGUCUUGUGUGUUUCCGGAGCUUCAUCACUUCUUCGUGCCAACAGCCUUCUCUGGACAUCCAGACGCCUUUGUGGCCACUGACUCUUGAAGGCUUUCUGUUGCACUUGUUGGGAAAAAUAAAAAAACAGCAAAGUGACGAUCUGUUAUGGUGAUCUGAUGACCUUCUUUGGUGAUCAGCGUGAGAACAACAGUGCAGCGACGAGGAGUGGCGAUCAAACAGUGUUCAUCAGCAAAAAACAACCUUGUUCUUCAGUGUUAGACAUCAGCCUCACCUCUUGUUCUCCACAGCGUUCAAGUACAGAUCAUAACGAUCAUUCCUCUCCCGUAAAUGGUUUUAAAGCUCCACUCGUGAGUGAGAUGCAGCUUUAAAUUUUGCACUUUGUAACUGAUGGAGAGGCUCUUUGCCUAAGAGGUGUGAAAUCAUGGAGGAGAAAACCAGCAUCAGCGCUACGUUUGGUUUGUCGUGAUGAAAUAUUGAUUCUUUGAGUGCCAACGAGAGCUAAAGGUAAAGGAAUAUUUAGACUCACAAGGAAAUAUGCUGACUCAUUUUCUAGUGUUAGAGUAAGCGAACAUGAUGCCACUCUUAUGUCUGCACAGUAAAUCUAAAGCUACAAGGAGAUAGUUAGCAUAGCAUAACUACUGGAAACAGGGAGAGACGGCUAGCCAAGCAUGAUGAAGAAACGACAAAGAAGUGUUAUAAAGACGUUCUUUAUGACGUUUAGUAGAAAAAACGAUAUUUGCAGCUUUCCUAGGCCGGACUACUUCUGGGUUUUUAGCAAAGCGGUUGUUCUGAAUCAAGAAAAAGUCUGUUACAAUAUCCUGAAUUAGUGUUAAACCUGUAAAGAUAUUGAGUAAGGGAAAAUGUGGUUAUGCUGAUUAGAACCUCAACAGGGUGAGCAGGACCCGAUGUAAAGCGGAUAGUUCUUGUUCCACUUUUCCCAUCAGAGAUAGUCCGGGCUCCUAAGGCUGCUCUCACAUCUGUGCCUGAUGUCUGUCACUCUCAAAACCAGCCUCAGAUGGAAGCUAAAGUUUUUGCCACAGUGUGAACAGGCUGAGGUGAAAUAAGCGGGACUCCUUUCUGUGGGUUGAUUUGAUAUGACGUGUGUGAUCAGGUUGUCCCCAGCUUAGCUUUUGCUAUUGAGAAUUAAUUACCAUUGUUACAGGGUUUUGACCAAUCAGAAUGAAGUAUUUAACUCAGCUGGGUGACAACAAAGAUGAGUCACACUUCACGUGAUUCUUUGACCAAAUACAUGACUGAGCACACAACUGUCUACUGACGCCUUGUAGACGGCAUGAGGUCAGCUGUUCAAACAGUUCUUCUCCCACUGAAUGAAAAGUUUGCUUUUAAAAAUGCUCCAAUGGAAGGUUCUGCAAAAUUUUGCAGUACAGACUCGUCUUACAUUGUAAUUGCUUGACAGUCCUAGUUUUUGCGGAUCAGAAGCGUCUGUAUGCAGAUUUUGUUACUCAUUUGCAGAACCUAGCUACCUGUCUAUCCCUGAUUCCAGUCUUGGUGCUAAGCUAAGCUUACCACUAACUUUUGAGAUUUUCUUACUUCGGCAUUUGUCUUGAAUCACUGUGAGAGUGACGAAGGAUGGGAAAUAAGAGGAUGAGAGAGUGAGGAUGCCGUGCACCGAAGGGCCUUUGCAGUAAAAAAAAAAAAAAAGUAAGCCCACUGAGUGAGCUUCAUGUUUAUGGAUCAGAUAUAAAAGUGGUAUCAGUCAAUUUCCCAAAAAUGGUGAACUAUUCCUUUAAAAGAAGAAAGAGAAAGGCCUGGACGAGCAGACUGUUUCAGUUUGUAUUGAGCCAGUUCGGUCCAGGUCUGGUGUGCAUGAGAUCAGGAUCAGGGUCUUGUAUUUCAGGGUUGAAGAUAUAACGGUAUGAUAAAUGUGUUUUGCUGCUUGAGAGUCAGCUGUGACGUUUCUUCAGACAAACGAUCCCGUGUCUGUGAGUCCUGGUGCAGAUUGUUAGUUAUAACGAUGGAACCCAGCCUUCCUUCGCUUACUAACAUUACCUGCACUGAUACAACAUAAAUCCCCCCGUUGAAAGCCACCUAGAUGGACUAAUUUUGCUGCUCGGACGGCCAUUCUUCUAUGGCUCCCUCUUUUCUUUUUUGGAUUUAUUUAUUAACCCAUGUUCCUUAAGUUAAACUUUGCAUAUUGCACUGAGAUUAAUCUGCCUUGUUUUAGCACCGUGUGCGAUCAAACUUCUCUGGUGUGACCCAGCCCAGCGUUAAAAAACAUGUAAUAGCAGACACUGUAAAGAGUAAAGUGCUCAGAAUGUGCUCGGAGCUACUGCAUUAUCUGAAAACGAUGAAGAAGAGUAAGACACACUGGUGUUUAUUUAAGUUUAAUGCUCAUUACUCGGCUCAUAAGUUGGAAGCACUCUCUUGUGCUCAGCUCUAAUGCAGGGUGAGAAGAGUUAGGUUGUAAUGCCAAAGUAAUGCUCACUUUCUAGCUUUAUUUAUCAUCUUUGUCUCAUUUUAUUGAUAUCACAGCCAUGAUUUCUUCCUUUUAUUCCUUUUUUAGAGACAUUUGCACAUUGGCUUUGGUAUCAAACUCCCCCUAAACUUCCUAAAAACCACAGCUGAUGAGAAUUGGAUGAAAAUGAAAAUGAAAUUUGAGAUAUUAAGCAUGUGUGCUGUGUGGUUUUGUAGCUCUAAAGAUAACCGCUGUGUAUUUAUGAGAGUUAUGUAAUUGACACAACUCACCUUCAGUCCCAGCUCAGCACACAAGAGGGCGAUAUUGCACAGGAGUUAAGAGAUGGACUGACUGCUUGGAAGAUGAUUGUGGAUUUUAACACGGUGAAACAGAGUGUGUACAGAGUGUUUUGAUACAUUUAACCAAUAAUGUUUUCUAGACUAAAUUUAGCCCCUAGAUCAAAGAGUGUCGUUAGAUAAAAAACCUUUUUAAUCCACUGAUCGCUCUGCUCGGUGUCCAUUCUACCUGUUUGAAUGUUUAAGCUCAAUUUCAGGGACCAAAUGUGAGCUGCUGCUGAUGACUCACCUGCUGUCAUAGCAAUGAAAUCUCUGAAGCUGCUCGUGGGGCAGUUUCUGCAUGUUCUUACAUGUGUGUGAGCGUGUGUGCGCGCUUCAUAGGACACGUGUGGUGUGAUUGUUGGUGCUGUAUCCAUGUGUGUACUAUAAUAGGAUAUUAAUUUAUUACUUUCUUUGGAGGGGUUGUUCACGUUCUCUUUUUUGGACCCCUGAAGCGUCAGAAAGCUUGAGGAUGAAAUUGAAAGCGGUCCACUGAGCGAUGUCUUACAUAACGUGAUGGAAACCUUUUAAUUUGAGGUGUUAGAAAUGACUUUUCUGCCAAUGAAGCUGCAAGAACUGGACUGAAGAUGUUAGAUUAGUGCACUUACUGUACAUCCAGAGCUGUAUAUAGCCAUAGUGUACAAAAACCUCCACCGGAAGAAGAGCGUGCAACAUGAUAAACGUGAUUCAAACAGCUGAUACGAACAAACAAACCACCGCAGAGUGUUUUUGUUUUCACACAGUCGGAGUAUUCACACCCAGUGCCAUGAUCACUCAUAGUGAAUAUUGUUUUUUCCGCUCCAGGCUCUGUGAUUCAGCCGCCGUCUAAGUGGCUGAUGACAGUGUGUGUGUGUGAGUGUGUGUGUGUGUAUGUGUGUACUGCAAUAUUUAAGGAGACACCCAGCAACUAAUAAUCCCCUGUAGACUCUAAGACAAAAACACACACCAUCACACUGCAGCUCAAUAAUCCUUCUCUUUCAUAGGCUCAUAUCUAAAGCCGCCCCCUCAGUCCACCGUCGUCCAAAAUGCCACAUCUUCCCCCCGGACACAUACUGUGUACCUGCUGCGACUGCGUGAGCGGUGCGGCUCAGAAAACGUGUGAAUGGACGAUACGGACAAUCCAACAAGAGACAAUGUUGUACAAAAACCCAAAGUGGCACUUGUAGAUAAUGUACAUUAAGUUCUUUUUUAAUUUUGUACCAGCUGAACCGCUGAUAUUUAUAACUAUUGCCUAUUUAUGUACAAAUUGUUCUCCUGUACAUACUCAACAGUUGGUUGAAAUAAAAAUCUUUUGCAGUA